GAAAAUGAAAGUCUUUACACCUGGGUGUGAUUUGAAUUGAAUGUGCUAGGAGGGAAAGGGAAAAGAGCGAUGGAUUACACCCUGGCCGCGCUGAAGCUUCUAUGCUCUCACCUCAACACCGCCACAGAGACAACAACUUCUCACUCUCAGCUCGCCUUUUCUCUCGGCGGUAUUCUCUUCCAGCGCGCCUGGAUUCAGGGGGUUUUGGUCUCAACACCGGCGUAUUCUGACAAUGACGCCGGUCACUUCCUCCUCGACGAUGGCACUGGUGUUAUCCAACUUGUCCUCUCCAACGAUUUCCUCCGAUAUGAUGCCUGGGAAUUAGGUAUGUAUGUAAUGGUUGUUGGAGGAUAUUCUGUUCGGAGAGAUGGAACUCAGUUUAUCAAGUGAGAGUUUUUUUUUUCAGGUACACAAAAUUGUUGACCUUUCACCAGUUCCGGAUCGAGAGGCAAUGUGGUAUCUAGAAGUUGUGGAGGCGUUCAAACUUUUCUAUCUGCCUCUUUUAGAGUAUAGUUCUGAUUGAAUAUGCCACAUCUUGAAACUAACCCUGUAAGGAUCAAUGUGUAAUUAGUGUUGUUUUCUGCAUUUAACUCUCAUGAUUUCACUCUUCUACCGGCCUGUCUUAAUUUUUAGGCAUUCUUAAAUUAAGAUUUUUAUUUAACCAAUACUAAUGGUACCUCAC
Messenger RNA from Cuscuta epithymum, 682 nucleotides. Lineage: Eukaryota; Viridiplantae; Streptophyta; Magnoliopsida; Solanales; Convolvulaceae. The record is from the annotation of a GenBank genome assembly.